Molecule: messenger RNA, 1653 nt
Organism: Sorghum bicolor (sorghum)
Lineage: Eukaryota; Viridiplantae; Streptophyta; Magnoliopsida; Poales; Poaceae
Exons: 4
Coding region: 1-1653 (550 amino acids)
Source: RefSeq, a predicted model, not a curated record
AUGCUUGAGGUGGCAGCAGCUCAAGACCUGGAGGAGACGUUGUCCGACGUCGAAGCUUCUGUUGGUGAUCUGAUCAGCGCGAAGGAGUUUGAGGAGAUGGCUGCAAUUACCUUUGAGUUUGGGGAGUCGACAGUGAGGACGGAGGAUAUCGCUGACAUGGUUGAAGCGCGGUUUUUCAAGGAUGGCCGCGCGAAGGCUCCUCCUGCGGGUCAGACGGUGCCUGCGCCUGAAGAGGGUUAUGCUGUUGUAUUCAGGGAUUUUUUUACCUGCGGACUUCGGAUGCCUCCGUACCAUUUCCUUCGCGAGGUGAUGGAGAGCUUCAACGUUGAGCUACAGCAUUUCAGCCCCAAUGGGAUACUGACCCUUAGCAAGUUUUCAUGGGAGUUGAAGCCUGUCUCGAAGGUUGAUCCUUCGAAACCGGUGUCGGAGGAGCAGCUUGAGGCGCGAUUGGCCUGCGACAAGGCCUUUGCGCUGGCUUGCCGAUACUCCGGAGGUCGGGACCUGGUCGAGGAGAUGGUUGCAGCCGACUACUGGCCCCUUGGCCGCAGGACUGACGAGUUCACCAUUGAAAUGGUGCAAGUACCGGUCUUUGGUCCUCCGGAGGGGUUGCCGUUUUCUCGAUUUGGCGCGGGUUUGCCGGAGGAUGAGACGAAGGAAUCUUUUCUUGACCGCGUGGAGGUUUCUGCUCGGAGGAUCGUUGGAAAGAUCUCAGAGAAGGAAUACCUCCAGCGGAAGUCCGCACUUGGGACUAUGCCGCGUUUCAAUCGCGUUUUUGAAGAGUUGGGGAUCGAGUAUGAGGAUUAUGCCGUUCCUCCGGAGGUUCUGCUUGGCCUGGAGAAGAAGAAGGAUUCAUCCAAGGCCGUUGCCGCGGCGGAGGCUAAGAAAAGAAAGGGUUGUGGUGCUGUUAAGCAACUUGCGAAGAAGCGCAAGGCGGAGGUUGUGCUGGAGACUCCUUUGGAGUCUUCCUCUGCCCGCUCUUCUGCUGCCGAGUCUAACUCGGUGGCUUCUGUUCCUGCGGAGGUUGCUCCUGCUGGUGGAGUUCCUGAGGUUGAAGCCUCACGCGCGGUCUCUUCUGUACGCGCGCCUUUCGCGUCCCUUCUUGGGGAGGAGUCUUCCGACGCGGAGGUCCCUGAGGCGAGUCCUGCGCGGGAGGCAAAUCCUGUGGUGGCUGAGAGUCCUGCGCGGGAGGCUUUGGCUGGAGGAGGAUCUCCGCCGAAGGGUGGGCAAGAGGAAUCCAGUGAUGAGGCAGAGUCUGUCUCUAUUCGAAGGAUAAAGAGGGUGGAGGCUCCACCGCGUGCGGCUGGAGAUGGUAUAAACUCGUUGUACAUGGAGGAUGUUUUUGCUGGGCUGGCUACCGCGGAGGAGUUAGCUAAAGGCGCCAGCGUUGCGCAGGAAGGACUUGCUGUUCCUCCGCGGCGUGAGCCCGCGCCUUCUGCGUUGGCAAGUAGGCCUUCGCCUGCUGAUGUUAUUGGUCCCGGUGCUUCUGAUCCUUCGAUCACAGGUUGGACUGAUGCCUUGCGCGAGGUUCAUUCCUUGGUCGGAGGUUCGUUGUCUGGCCUCCGCCAAAGGUUUUUUGUUUCUUACGAUGUUUUUUCUUACUUGUUUUUGCUUUACAGAUCGUUUUCGUCAGAAGCUCCACGGCAUGGACUUUGA